UGUCAGCUGACAGGACUUCCUCCCCGUGUGUGUUUUUUUUUUUCUUUCUUUUUUCUUGCGUUUCACCCAUAAUUAUCUUCUUAUUCUUUUCAAAGAGGCCAAAAAUAUUUCAUGCGGAGGGAAAACAAAGAUCGCCGAAAUGUCCGCGAAGCCGACAUGUUUGAUAGUGGCGAGCGCUUCUCCUCAAGGGGUGUCAGCAAAGUCUUUCCAUCAGUCCUUCAGCCUCUGUGCCUCGGCGUUUAAUCUCCAGACGGCCACACCUGGGGGCAAGCCGAUAGACUUUGUCGGAGUCGAUGAAAGCACUGCCAGAUGGGUGCAGGACUUCAAUGUGAAACCUUACGCAACGCCAGCCAAACUUGAAUCCAUAGACGGUGCCCGAUACCAGGCGUUGCUCAUCCCGGACUGCCCUGGAGCGCCGAAUGACCUGGCACACAGCGGCUCUCUGCACCGCAUUCUCACACACUUCAUUUCUCACCAAAAGCCCGUUUGUGCAGUGGGACAAGGAGUGUCGGCUCUGUGUUGUGCCACUGAGGGACAGAGGUGGAUCUUCGAUGGCUAUAGUUUAACAGGGCCGUCAGUGUUUGAACUGGUGCGGAGGCCUGACUUUGCCAACCUGCCCUUGAUUGUGGAGGACUUUGUGAAAGACAGUGGAGGGUCAUACACAGCAAGUCAAGACGACGCUGUGCAUGUCGUCAUAGACAGACACCUGAUAACUGGCCAGAAUAUGGAGUCGACCUCACUUGCUGUAAAUAAUCUAAUCCUGCUCUGUAAUGGCAAGUAAAAAGAGACAAGUUUGAAUCAGG
Messenger RNA from Xiphias gladius (swordfish), 803 nucleotides. RefSeq names its product glutamine amidotransferase like class 1 domain containing 1 (gene gatd1). The transcript has 7 exons. The record is from RefSeq and is a predicted model, not a curated record. Lineage: Eukaryota; Metazoa; Chordata; Actinopteri; Istiophoriformes; Xiphiidae. The coding region runs from base 140 to 781 and encodes 213 amino acids.